This is a messenger RNA of Phytophthora infestans T30-4, 2685 nucleotides long. RefSeq lists its product as uncharacterized. Lineage: Eukaryota; Oomycota; Peronosporomycetes; Peronosporales; Peronosporaceae. The transcript is spliced from 2 exons. Bases 1 to 2685 code for a protein of 894 amino acids. The record is from RefSeq and is a predicted model, not a curated record.
AUGUUGCCACGACUGAGCUCGAAGGUGCACCCAAAACGUUCGUUGCUGGCAAUUGUAACUCCGCCAUCAAGUUGCGAAGGCAAGGUAGAAAGUUACAAUUGUUUGCCGUCACCUUCCGCCCCACUAGCUGGACCUGAGCCAACGUCGUCCACAGUUCAAGACCACACACGAUGGUUUUACAACUACCCGCGCCUCAGCUUCGUCAUACUUUUCAUUGUUUGCACCUACAUCGGAGGCAUCUACGUCUCCACGAAAGUCACUGCGUGGACUCUUGACCUGCUUGGAGUUCACGCAGAACUCACUGCCGCCAGAGAAACAUACGUUGCUACGAGCCGCAUGUUGAACACAAUGACGGAGUGUGUAGAUCGGAGCUCGUUGGAGUACCUGGCCAUCUCAAAAAUGCAAUUUGAAGCCGACAGCAAACGUGUCCAGAAAAUCAUCGAUGCUAACGACAAAAUACUUGCCGACCAGCGGAAUGCAACAAUGACAUGUUCCAAAUCAUUCUUAUCGACUUUAAAAGAGCAGGUGGAAACGACAUCAAACGAAAAUUCGACUCUAAGUUGUUUCUCGGACAGUUAUUACGAUAACGUGCCGGAAACCGAAGCUGUGUCGUCCUCAAGGGCUUUAGUACUUUCAGUGCGAACACUAUUGACGACCCAAGCUGUGUCGACGGCGAACGAUAGUGUAUCCAAGCAGCAAACUCAUUUUAAAAAUCAACUCCUGGAAAUGUGGAAUGCCGUCGACACGGUCAAAUCGUCGAUAGAGAAGACACUCGCAGCUACAAACUCCUUGGCCUCCAAGGAGUUGCAAUCACUGACACCAAUACUAUCGAAUAGUGAUGGGAGUGGCCACACAAAGCAGUCGGCGUCUCGGUUUGGUCGUCUAGGCAAAGUAAUGUCGUCGGAAUUGUCGGACCCGCUGACAAUAACGUCAUCAACCAGCGUAGAAACCAUACAAAAAGCUGGUCGAACACUCCACAAAGCGCUCGAGUUUUUAGCUAAAUUACACGAUGGUUUUACAGGCGUCAUGGACACAGUCGACGAGACUUGGGGGUUACUGGAGAAGCAGCUAAAUGCCACUGUCCAACAGGUCAACCAGCUGCAGAAAGAGCUGGCUUACGUUGCUGAGUCGACGGCACAACAGAUUAACAACACAAGCACCGCCGUUAUGACGAGUUUGAACCAGACUCAACAGGAAAUAUCCACGUCAUUCGACAUCCUGCGCGAUCAGUGGCAAAACGCUGUCAACAAGUUGGUGGGGGACGGCUUCACGCCAUGGAAACGACUCGGAGACCAACUUGUUGCCGAACUCACGGCAAAUCAGCGUCAAAGCGAGAGACCGGAAAGCGCGAUCCAACGCAAAUAUCUAUUGCCAGAUAGAACGUCCAAUUCAAGUUUGAAACAAGAGCAUGCGAAGCUGACACGUGAUGAAAGUUUGCACAACUCAACGUCGUCUGCCUCUGCUGACAGUAGAGACAAAUUUGAUAUCGACACUGCUGUGCUGCGUGCGUCAAUAGUGGACCUGGGUGUUUUCAUCACUCAAGUGGUUUUCUACGUGGAUAUUGGUCGUCUCACUCUGUUGGCCGCUGAUCUUGCAGUUGGGCUAAUUACCGAGUCGUAUUCGGAUAUGCCGAUGCUGGAUAUACGAGACAUCACCACAGUUGACACGAUCGGAAGCGUCUGCGAGGUUUUCCUCUGCCAGCACAGCUUUUCAGCUGUGUGCUAUACGCUUGUGGCAAAGGCAUCCGAGUUGAUGCGAUUUCUGGUAACAUUUUUGCUGCUCUUCUUCGCUGCUUCAGUUGUUACAGGAGGGCUAUUCAUGUGGAAACAAGACCAUAUUGCGCAUUGCAAGGCUUCAAAUGUGAUAACUUCCCCAACAACAAUUCAAAGUAUCACCAGAACAUUUUUUGAGAACAAUGGCAACAGCAGCAAAACCGUCGGAAAUCCACUUCAUGAGAUCCAGAAGUACGCCACCAUCAUCAACGAUUCGAUCCACAAUGACUACACCGCACUAGAGCUGGACUCGGUUGUCGUGUGGAAGAACCAGUCUGCGCUGCUGGAUGAUUUCAGUGACUGCGCAACAACUACGAGCAGUUUGGUUCGAAUGCUUCAAGACUGCACAGCGCAGAGUGGCGGCAAUUGGAUGACUCCUGUGGAGGAGUCGUCUCUUUCAAGUCAGUGCUUGACAAGCACACUAAGCAACAUGUCAAACAUUGUGACUCCAACUUCCACCGCAGAGGAAUUGAGUGGAAAAGCUCCUUUUUUAGAGCCAACCAACGCAUUCACAUCGUGUUUUCCAGAAGAAGAAAUGUUGCAAAUUGGACGUGAAGAAGUUGUAGCCAAGCUGCAACACAAACUCGCAUGUGCAACUGAAAAGGCUGUGUACCUCUCAUGUGCGUCGUGGUGGCUACUGGUCGUCAUCUUCGUCGCGAACCGCUUCACGGUGAGGAUGAUCAUCAAAGCUGCAGGCGUCUACUGGUGGCGCUUCCUCAGUGCAAAUCGCCUGGAAUUUGUGGGUUUUUGCCAGGAAGACGGAAAUAUCGAAGCAAGUGACAAAUUGCCAAAAGCGAUUCAGCAACAUUUGCGUCAAGCAAAAUGGCAAAAUAUUGGUCGCUUGGCCGGUAUUGCAUUUUCAUUUACCUGUGUCGUCGCUGUUGUUGCCAUUAUUUUCCAUGGAGUUGCCUGA